Messenger RNA from Lingula anatina, 1856 nucleotides. Its product is annotated as sodium-coupled monocarboxylate transporter 1. Gene Ontology annotation, cellular component: membrane. NCBI's taxonomy places the organism in Eukaryota, Metazoa, Brachiopoda, Lingulata, Lingulida, Lingulidae. The record is from RefSeq and is a predicted model, not a curated record. Gene Ontology annotation, biological process: transmembrane transport; sodium ion transport. Gene Ontology annotation, molecular function: symporter activity.
UUCAAAAUUGCACAGUUGAAAAAAUUGAGUCUUAGUGCAGAGGCAACUUGAGCAUUGAUUUGUAAAUUAUUAGGAGAAAAUUGCUUUUUUUUCAAGAUAAUUACUGGUAAGUGCAAUAAACUGGGUAGUGUGUUUGUUUCUGUUAAAAAGAUUUUUGAUGCAUAUUAUGAAAUAUUGUAUAUUGUUUGAGUUUGAACUUUACUCAGUGGUUGUCUUUCUCAGUAUUUUUCAGUUAGAAGCUGGCGUGAACUGACUUGAGUUUGAGCUUGACUAAUAUAAUCAACGGAACAUAGACUUAGGGCACAUUCGCAGAACUACUAGCUGGAAUGGUCCAGCUCUGCAGGGGAUUCUCGCUAGAGAGCAAUCAACUAAAUCAAUACAGCUGCUUGAAUUAAGAGGCGUGUCGGACAUUAAGCUUUUUUCACUUGUAACUGACUGCACUUUAGCGAGAAUCCCCCUGGAGUAAGACCAACCCAGCUAAAGUAUGAUGUGGACCAUGGGAGUUCAGGAUGACUCCCACAGACAACAAAUUCCAUUGGGCGGACUAUGUCAUCUUGGUGGCUGUUUUGGUUGCGUCAGCUGCUACAGGGAUUUACUAUUCUUUAAGUGGCGGGAAACAGAAGACCAACCAUGAGUUCUUGACAGCUGAUCGAAAGCUAAAGGUGGCUCCUGUCGCUGUAUCUUUACUGGUGUCGCUAUGUUCUGCUAUUUCUAUUCUUGGAGCGUCGGCAGAGAUGUAUUACCAGGGGACGCAAUAUUAUCUCUUCACAUAUUCUCUGGGUCUGGCUGCCAUAGUGGCCAGUGUGACCUUUGUACCUCUUCUCUAUCCCCUACGCUUGACAUCUGUGAAUGAGUACUUGGAACUUAGGUACAAAUCUAAGUCUGUCAGGAUCUUGGGGUUUGUCAUUCUUUUGAUCUACACAGUCCUCAUCAUGUCUGUUGCUAUCUAUGCUCCUGCCACUGCUCUAGAGGCAGUGACAGGUCUUCCUCUGUGGGCUACUAUUCUCAGUGUUGGACUGGUGUCUACUUUUUAUACAGCAUUGGGAGGUAUCAAGGCAGUAGUAUGGGCAGAUGUGUUACAAAGUUUGGUUAUGAUUGGAGGAAUACUGGCUAUCAUCAUCCAGGGGAGCCUUAAAGUUGGAGGCUUGGAAGAAGUAUGGAACAUUAAUGAUGAAGGAGGAAGACUUGAUUUCUUUGAUUUCAACCCAGACCCCACCAAGCGGCAUACUUUCUGGGCCAUCAUAGUGGGAGGCACGCUGCAGCUGGUGGCUUUCUAUGGCGUCAAUCAGGCCAGUACUCAGAGAUACUGCAAUGUGGAGACGGGAGCCAAGGCAAAACUAGUAAUGAUUUUGAAUCCUCCGCUAUGGUUUAUAAUGUACAGCCUGAUAUGCCUGGCUGGGGUUGUGGUCUAUGCUUACUAUGCCAGCAUCAACUGUGACCCUCUGAAGGCCAAGUAUAUUAAGAAUGCAAAUCAGAUCAUUCCAUAUUUUCUGAUGGACCAGCUCAGCUACCCUGGGGUUCCAGGGUUGUUCAUAGCAUGUAUACUUAGUGGAGCUCUUAGCACUGUAUCAUCAGCACAAAGUGCCUUAGCAGCAGUAACUUGGGAGGAUGUCUUCAAACCAAAAUUGAACCACAUUGCAGAGAGGAAGAAAACUUGGAUCAGCAAGGGGCUUGUGAUCUUCUUUGGUGCUCUCUGUAUUGGUUUUGCCUUCCUGACCAGUCAAUUAGGAGGCACUGUGAUGCAGCUGGGGCUGAGUUUUCAAGGCGCGGCAAACGGACCCCUCCUCGGGAUGUUCCUGCUGGGAGCUUUGGUCCCUUUUGCCAACUGGCUGGUACGUAAGCCACUGGGUACUUAA